Messenger RNA from Penicillium pulvis, 1167 nucleotides. RefSeq names its product cation diffusion facilitator family transporter. The record is from RefSeq and is a predicted model, not a curated record. Gene Ontology annotation, cellular component: membrane. Lineage: Eukaryota; Fungi; Ascomycota; Eurotiomycetes; Eurotiales; Aspergillaceae. The coding region runs from base 1 to 1167 and encodes 388 amino acids. Gene Ontology annotation, biological process: intracellular zinc ion homeostasis; zinc ion transmembrane transport. The transcript has 9 exons. Gene Ontology annotation, molecular function: zinc ion transmembrane transporter activity.
AUGGCAUUCAAAAUAUCCCGCGUGCAACGGCUCAGCGCCGUCAUCGGAAUUUCGCUGUGUUUCUUCAUAGCCGAGAUCUCUAUUGGCUUUUACACUCACUCACUCGCCUUGGUUGCCGAUGCCUUCCACUAUUUAAACGAUAUCGUGGGAUUCGUCAUAGCUCUAGCUGCCGCAAUAGUUGCUGAAAAGAAGACUCCUCCGAAAGCGCUCACAUUUGGCUGGCAACGGAUCCAGCUUCUAGGUGCCUUUUUCAAUGGUGUGCUAUUGUUUGGAUUGGGACUCAGUGUGUUUUUGCAAUCUAUUGAGCGAUUCGUCUCAGUACAGCGCGUCGAGGAACCUAAGCUCGUCCUUAUCAUGGGUUGUGUUGGAUUUGGACUGAAUGUCAUUAGCAUAUUAUUCUUACAUGAUCACGACCACGACCACGGAGAUGGAAAUGGACACGACCACAGCCACGGUGAAAGUAGUGAUAGCCCAGAGAACCCAAUGUCCAUUGGUCUCGUGGAUGAAAAGCAUGUGCACCACAAGCACCACACAAAUAAACCUUCAUCUCACAAAAACCGAGACCUAGCCAUGAUGGGCGUCUUGAUCCAUGUACUCGGCGACUGUGCGAACAACAUCGGUGUUGUCAUCGCAGCAGCGGUGAUCUGGUUUGCUAGCUACGGUGGAAGGUUUUAUGCCGAUCCCGCCGUGAGCAUGGGCAUUGCGAUAAUGAUCUUCAUUUCUUCCAUUCCACUCAUAAAACAAUCCGGUCUCAUUCUUCUUCAAAGUGCACCACAAGGCGUCGAUUAUGAUGACGUGAAACAUGAUCUUGAAAAGAUCCCCGGUAUCCUCGCCAUUCACGAACUCCAUAUCUGGCGCUUAAACCAGAAAAAGUCCCUUGCAUCUGCACACGUUGUGUUGGAUGACGAUAUCAUGCCUGAUUUCGAAAGCCUGGCUAGGACUAUCAGGGAAUGUUUCCAUGAAUAUGGGAUUCAUUCUAUUACUCUGCAACCGGAGGCAUAUACCCGACAGGAAGGUCCUAGUCCAGCCGUUGCUGAAAGCUGUACUGGGAUCGAUGUAAAGAAAAAUGCCCAAGGGAGGAAGCAAAGGACGAGUCUUGAGAGUACCUUGAAUCGCUGUACAUCUGGUUGCGGAAGCUUUUGUCUUGAGCUUACAUGUUGCCGUUGA